CAUGCAUCAAUCGCCUCUCAAAAAUACACGUCUGUCAAGAACACGUACUACCCACUGUAUAUACACGAAAGACAUGCAUACACGUACGAGGAAAGUGAGCAACACACAAUCACACGGGCCCACCUUCAUGCGCCCUUCCCUCCCUCCCUCUCUCCCUCCCUCCCUUAAGACACAUCGAGCACCAUCCACUCGGCUGCCUUCUCCCGCUCACGCGCCAACUCAGGAUGCGUGUUGGGAGCAAACGCCUGACAGAGAGACAUGGGGCAACACGCAAUCGCGAGACACACACAUCACAUCUCGCCAUGAGGCACACUCACCUUGUUGGCCUGUCUUAUCCAAGCGUCGCCGUCGGUCAUGUCUCUGCCGUGUGGCGCUGUGUACGACCGCAUCAGCCGCAGGGGUGUGGGGGGCAGGCUGCCCCACGCUAUCGCCUCCUUUGAAGCCGAACCCUGGACCAGCAGGUCGCUACCGAUGUUCGUAGAACUGACACGAGACACAAUAGGUGAGUGGAAGUGGGCUGGUGAAUGAUGUCGCCCUAGCUCACCGUGAGUGCAUCAGUCCUUCGAAAGUGUUCCGCCUCACGGCCUUGGGAUCGCCUUCCUCCACUUCUCCUUUGCCCCUCUGCCCACGCACCCGUCUGCGCACCUUAGCCGCCGCCUUUCUCGCCUUCAGUGUCUCAAUCCGUCUCGCCAGCUGCUCCCGCUUGUGCUCCAGCUCUUGGUCCUCGCGUUUCCUGCGGGCCUCGGCCUCCUUGGUGCCGAGGGUGAAUUUUCUCCAUUGGUGGAGUAGCUCGUAUGGCCCCCUUCCGAACAGCCAAUCCGGCAAAGACGAUAGACGGUCAGGCAGAGACUCGUGGGAAGGGGCGGCGGGGGAAGGCGCUGGAGAGAACGAGAUAGACAUGGGCGGAGGGCUGGCUGGCCUUCUAUGUGUCUGGUUGCAUACCGGAUUCCCUUUCGUCGGCCUCCAUAGAUGCGCCUGAGCUGAGUGUUCUGAGGUACUGCUGGCUCUUGGGUAGGUAGAGGGGCAUGUCCAGCCAUGGGAGGGCAUCCCUGCCCUGGGCCUUGAGCUCCUCUGGCGACUUGACGUUGGCCGACGAGGCCAUCAGCUCCUGUGUACUUGACUGCAAAAGCUCUACUGACGUGCCCUGGGGCAGCUGCAGAAUCAGAUGGCGGAAAAAGAGAGAGGGGGGGAAACUUUUUCCCAUAUUCGUUUGUGCCUCGCACAUACACUGACCACUGCGCACGCCCAUGUGAUGUGAGGCUCGGUAGUCGUCUUGAUGACCACGGUAGUGCUGUUGGGGUGAUUUGCCGCCCGCACCACCACAUGAUCGAAGGCCAGACGAUUGUUGGCUCGAUCGUUCGGGGAUUUAAAACGGAGAGCUACCUGCAGGGAGGGGACACAGUGGAGACAUGUGAUCAACCAGUUUCUUUCUUCUUUCGUCUCUCUCUGACCCAUUGAAAGCCCAGAAAUUCCAUGAGUGACAGGGUGUACUGAGGAGUUGCAUGGAUAUCUCCCUUCUCGACAGCCGUGAAGACCUGCAGGCUUCGGUCCACCUCAAACCUCUCCUCAGAACCACCCCCACCAACACCACCGGCACCCUUGCCCUUCCUGCCGCCCUCGCCCCGGCGACCACCAGCACCAGCAUUCGCACCAGCCAGCAGCCGAUACGCAAACACCGUGUACUUCGUCUCCUUACUCUUGCCGUUCCUCAUCUGCGCCGACCCCAUUCGAGUGAAAAAUGUCCCCAGGUUGCUGAGCAUCGGCUGAUGCGGCUGCUGCCGGUAGGCCGUGAUGUCACCGGGCGAGGGAGCGGACCAUCGACGGCCGGCCAGGGGCCUGGGAAGUGGCACAGAUGAGUCUGGGUGGACCGCAGAGGGCUUGAGGACAAUGUGACGGUCUGGCCGGUCGUCUGUCGAGGCGGGCAGCUGCCCGUAUGGUGCAUGCUCCGGCAGGGAGGGGAGAGGUGCGAAGCGGGGCACAAACCGAGGGGAGCCCUCAUCCAUGCUGGACCGGCUCGACUGGCGGCUUCUCAUCCCACUCCCCUCGAGCUCAGCCUCUUCCCCAAGGCGGCUUCUGCUUCGACGCCUCUCUAGCGGCAGGCCGGCAAGGAUGCGCGUGGCUGUGUCGAUGGCGGAGGGGUCGCUGGCCCGGCGGUGGGCCAGUUGUGCCUGGAGCUGCUGUGUGUAGUCCGCAUUGAGGGGUUUGUGGGCAGCGGCCUCCUCGAACAGAUCCACGAAGUUGAACCGCUUCUUGGGGGAACGCGCCAUGGUGAACGGACGAAGGAAACGAAGUCACGGACGAAAGGUGAUGAUCACCAACUGAGAGAAAGCAUGAGAAAGCCACUGAACGUCU
Molecule: messenger RNA, 2352 nt
Organism: Vitrella brassicaformis
Lineage: Eukaryota; Vitrellaceae
Source: the annotation of a GenBank genome assembly